GGCAGCGGGUUGAGGUUCCCACAGAGCAGGGUUAUUAGCGAAGAGGGGAAGCCUAUCCGUGCCGGGAAGAGCAGCCUAGGGGGCACUUCAGAGCAGGCAGCGGGGCGGGGUGACUGCAAAGGGGCUGGCAGCGGAGAGGGAAGGGAAGACAAAGAGAAGCCCAGAGCGAACAUGAGAGGCGGGAAGCGGGGAGAACAGGGGAUCAGCUGAAUUCAACCCAGGGGAAACGCUCUUUCCUUCCAGCCGCCCUCCAGGAGGCGCAGGCAGGCCGGGGGGCAGCGGGCGGUUCGGGCCGGGGGAGCGCGGAGCGAGGGGCGCCCAUGGGGAAAGGCGGGGAGAAAGGCGAGGAGGCAGGGGAGCGCGAGGCGCAGAGCCGGCUCUACAGCUGGGAGGAGAUCCAGCGGCACAACCUGCGGACGGACAAGUGGUUGGUGAUCGAGCGGAAGGUUUAUAACAUCACCACGUGGGCAGCCAGGCACCCGGGCGGCCCCCGGGUGAUCAGCCACUACGCCGGCGAAGAUGCCACGGAUGCUUUCUGGGCCUUUCACCUCAACCCCAGCUUUGUGCAAAAGUUUCUCAAGCCAUUACUGAUUGGAGAGCUCGCCCCAGGGGAACCUAGCCAGGACCGAGGCAAAAACCCCCAGCUGGUGGAUGAUUUCCGGGCCCUGAGAAAGACAGCAGAGGAUAUGAAUUUGUUCAAAGCAGAUCCCUUAUUUUUCUCCCUUUACCUGGGUCACAUCAUCAUGAUGGAAGCUUUGGCUUGGUUACUAGUUUCAUACUAUGGGACCGGCUGGAUCACAACCUUUAUCCUUUCCUGCAUCCUUGCAACCUCCCAGGCCCAGGCUGGGUGGCUACAGCAUGACUUUGGACACCUCUCUGUCUUUAAGAAGUCUAAAUGGAACCAUAUCGUCCACAAGUUUGUCAUCGGGCACCUGAAGGGUGCCUCAGCAAACUGGUGGAAUCAUCGUCACUUCCAACAUCAUGCCAAACCCAACAUCUUCAAGAAGGACCCAGAUGUGAACAUGCUGCAUAUUUUUGUCCUGGGAGAUUCUCAGCCCGUUGAGUAUGGCAAGAAGAAGUUGAAAUACCUACCUUACAACCACCAGCAUGAGUACUUCUUCCUAGUUUUCCCACCUCUCCUCAUCCCCGUGUACUUCCAAAUGCAAAUCAUCAUGACCAUGAUCAGACGCAGGUUCUGGGCGGACCUGGCUUGGGCCUUCAGUUAUUACAUGCGCUAUUUCAUCAUGUACAUCCCUUUCUAUGGAGUUCUGGGAUCCCUGUUUCUCCUCACCUUUGUCAGGUUUCUGGAGAGUCACUGGUUUGUGUGGGUCACACAGAUGAACCAUAUUCCAAUGGAAAUUGACUGUGAGAAGCACAGAGACUGGCUCAGCGCUCAGUUGGCAGCUACCUGUAAUAUCGAGCAGUCCUUUUUCAAUGACUGGUUCACCGGGCACCUGAACUUCCAAAUCGAGCACCACCUGUUUCCCAUGAUGCCACGACACAAUUACUGCAAGAUUGCCCCACUGGUGAAGUCAUUGUGCACCAAGUACGGAGUCCACUAUGAAGAGAAAUCUCUCGGCAAGGCAUUCAUAGACAUUGUUGGGUCUCUAAAGAAAUCUGGACAUCUCUGGUUGGAUGCCUACCUCCAUAAAUGAAACUGCAUCGUAGUGGGGAGGUGCGAGUGAUGGGGGAAGGACCAUGUGUUUUUGUUCUUUUGUUUUUUACUGUCAGAUUUUCAGCCUAUAUCUGUGUGCACAGUUGGAGGGGAGUUUCCUGUCUUGUAAAAUGCUACUGGGGGGUGGAGGGGGGGCGGUUUAAGACACCUUUUUAAACCAGAGGGAUUUUUAAAUGUGUUUGGCACAGUCUUCAGAAGAUGAGUUAAAAGAUCCAUUUCAUACCACCCGGCUGGAAAUUGACCAAGCUGAGUGGAGUUUUCUGUUUUGAAGGGGGAAGAUGAGAGAGUGGGGUAGAUAACCAGAAGAGCAAUUUCUUCCCUCCCCUCCCUCUUCCUGAGCCAUUCACUGCAGCCCUAGCCUCAAUCCCACACACACACAGGCACUUGAUUCAUAAACAUGAUCAGGCCAGCAUCAAAGAGCUUCUGCAUCUGUUCCAAUAUUUACAAUCCCAGAAACCCCAAUCAGUUUACGUCCUUUUCCCCCUUCUGAUGCUGGUGCAGAGGAACAACAGCCCAGGAUUGGAUUGUGUUUAAAAACAAAAAAACCCAAAAGCCUGUUUGAUCACCCACAGAACGGCGAAGUCUCUUGGCUGCGCUGCCUGCUGCAUCCUCCCUGGAGAAUUGGGAGGCGCAGCUGUGAGCAGCAGGUGCUGCAUUAUUUAGUCUGUCUGCCUCGCUCAGAGCCCUGCUGUGGCUUUGUCUCUCACUCAGCCUCUUUCUCUCUCUGAGCACAGCGCUGCGAACUCCCGCAUUAGCUUUGCUGGGACUCUACACAGGCACAAGUAUCCAACUGCAUGGGCCUCAGUGCUGGAUCAGGCUCUGUGUGUGUUUUUACUGCUCACCCCUGUUUUCAGGGGUCUGCAACUCAGCUCUGGGCUGAAACAGCAAGAGGGAUUUAACAAUCACUUAGUCAGGUUUUCUUUCCAUGUGGCCCAUUAACACUGCUGAGAUGUCUGCUAACUAAUGAUAAUAUUGAUGCAUAUAACAAAUUGACCUGCCCAUUGCAGAUGCUUUAUUGUGCUCUUUGGGCGGGAGAGGUUGCAGCUAUUUAACACAAAUACAGCAGAGAACCAAGCUACCCUGGUUUUACAUUUGGUGUGAAACUUUCCAUAGAGCACUGAGAAAUGUCUUAAAUUGUCUAGACCUAUUUUCUGUCUGAUACACAGUUACCCAAGAACCAUUAGUGGCUCUAGUGGAGGGUAGUGUUCAGUUGGUUCCGUGACACACGGCCCAAUCCAAAGCCAACUGGUAGCAAUAGAAAGUCUUCCAUAGACAGCAGUUGGCUUUACAUUAGGCCUGGAGACUUUAAUUUAAUACAGUUGAAAGCAAGACAGAUGUGACAUUCCAGUAAUAUUAAGGGCCAAGGUUUCUAAAAAAAGGCCUCUAAACUUCUGCCCAUCCCUCAUUGCUUGUUCAAAACCCACAUUUCCUUGUGCAAAAUAGGUAUUUAGUCAUGCAGUUACCUAACAGCAAGUUUGCAAGCAUAUCAUUAGGUCCCAAUCCCACAACUGCAUCUCCCCAAGCAGAUCCUAUCACUCAGAUCAAGGCCAGCUCCAGGCACCAGCUUGGCAAGCAGGUGCUUGGGGCGGCCACUCUGGAGAGGGGCGGCAUGUCCAGCUAUUCGGCGGCAAUUCGGCAGAUGGUCCCUCACUCCCACUUGGAGUGAAGGACCUUCCGCCAAUUGCCGCCGCAGAUCACGAUAGCGGCUUUUUUUUUUUGUGGCUGCCUGGGGCGGCCAAAACCCUGGAGCCGGCCCUGACCCAGAUGGUGCUCCACUAAAAUCGACAGGGCUCUGCCUGCCUGGAGGCAGCUGCAGGACUGGGGCUUAACACUUGAGAAAGUUUAACCCGCUUUAGAAAAUGUCUCCCUGAAGAUCAGAUUUUACUGCACUAAAGCCAGGAAAUUCAUAGUGGACAUUGUAAUUUAACCAAUCCACUGAUGCCUGAAGUUUGUAGGGGACUUUAAAUAGUUGGGUGAUUAUACACACCCUGUUGAUUGCAAUACUUAAAUAUCACCACAGGUGGUUAGAAUCAAGUUUUAUUGUCCUGGUGGUGUUUCAGUUUCAACCAGACCUUGAACACCUUUUAUAUUGCAGUCCCUGGGGUUCCAGUCUCUAAUAGCAUAAUUAACAGUAUCCUUCUGUAUUUUGUAAUCUUUUUGAACAAGGUAGUAAUGAGUUAGCAUGGGAUUGUGGAAAACACCAUUGAAACUGCCUUAAUCUCAGUCUCUUUUUAAUUCAAUGAAUGUAUCUCACUUUCUCUGCUCCAGGAGGGAUGAGCACAAACAUACUGCAGCACCUGCUUUGCAGUCUUCCAAACAGGCAGCUAGCUUUUCGAGAAGAUUCAGAUUCUUUGCUCCUCCAGUUCUUUUUUCCAAAACAAACUCUGAGUUUGGCUGCUGCUUCCUCUGGGCUCUGGCCCCUUUCUCUUUGCUGUCUGUCUUGUUGGAAUGUUGUCCAUUUGCAUGGUAAACGUCCAGAGGAAUCUCAGGAGAGUGGUGACCCAAUAGACCCAUCCCAAACCAGUAGCCUUAUUCUAGUCACGUGCUUUUGUAGUGGUCAUUGAUCAGCUUACUGGAGGGACUCGUGUUUUAUUAAAAGAAUAAUGCAAUUCCAGUAGGGCACCCUGCAUUGCCAAUGCUUGGGAGAUGGCAGCUAUCACUACUGACAGCUGUAGAACCUCGGAACAUUCUAGAAAAGCAAUGGGGCUGGGCACCAUGCAGAAGGAAGGGCCAGUCCUUAAACAGAACAAUUGUUUCAUUUGUCCUGAGCAACAACAAACAAAAUCAUAAAGGGAACAAGUAGGGACAGGCAAGUGCCUGAUAUUGGCUCUUCCCUCUCACCCAGGCAAGCUGGGUGCUUUAGAUCAAACUAUAGAAACAUUCUUGUUCAUGGAAAACUCUGAGUCACUAAGACCUGCAAAAUAAAAACUAUGCCAUUUUAUAGUU
Trachemys scripta elegans is the source of this 4621-nucleotide messenger RNA. It is a transcript of the gene FADS2, whose product is annotated as fatty acid desaturase 2. Gene Ontology annotation, molecular function: oxidoreductase activity, acting on paired donors, with oxidation of a pair of donors resulting in the reduction of molecular oxygen to two molecules of water. The record is from RefSeq and is a predicted model, not a curated record. Gene Ontology annotation, cellular component: membrane. NCBI's taxonomy places the organism in Eukaryota, Metazoa, Chordata, Testudines, Emydidae. Bases 321 to 1655 code for a protein of 444 amino acids. Gene Ontology annotation, biological process: lipid metabolic process. The transcript is spliced from 12 exons.